GUGCGCUCGCCCUCUGCACAGUACAGACCAUUAAUUUAGGUUUUUGAUUUACAUCUGAUCAUGCAGAAUACAAGAAACAGCCGUGGAAUUCCUGAAGAUUAUUUAAUAAGAGAGCAUGCAAAGCUGAGUCAUUUAAAAGAGGUGGCUCAAGGUACUCAUUUAUACUAUAAAUACCUCUCCAAAGAAAACAUCCCUGAUUACCCUAAACCUGAGUUUCAUGUGGCUCAACUGAAACAUGACACACAGCGACGGGCACUACUUCGGAUCUGGAAGGACGAAGGCUUCAAGGAUCCUCGUGGAGGUUCCUCUGAUCCUCAAAAACACUCCCUGGUGUGGUGGAGUCUGGCUGUGGGAACUGAGGAGAUCCAGGAGGCUGAGGCGAGGCUCCUGAAGAGGACCUACCCAGACUGGACGGAGGAGCAGAAAGCGAAGCAGAAGAGCUUCCUGUGGAAGUUUGCCACCUCUCCAGCCUUCAGUGAGAAGUCCAUCUUUGGAUCGUACCGCUUCACCUUCACAGUGCAGGAGGUGCUGGAGGCCUACCGCAAGCAGUUUUGCUCCGGAGCUCCGCCCAUCAUGAGGGUGUACAAAACCUCCCUGUACAAACAGGAAGUGGUACAUGUUGUCCUGGUCCACAGCCCGGCCAAUCAGGAGCUCUUCUCAGAGUAUCCUUUGCUCCCUCAUAAUGACCUGAACGCUGUCUGCACUUACAAAGAUGGACGCUUCAUCUGGAGACCGGAGGCCAUGUGCGAGACACACGGCUAUGAGUUGAUCCGAAAACCUGACGAAAACCAGAUGUACACUCGGAGUCUAUUUGGGUCUGAUUGUCAGUUUUAUGUUUGGGAUAAUGUCGCCAUCGCCCUGUACGUGGAGCGCGGACAGGUGCUGAAGUUUGACUGUGACCUUCUGAGAGAGAACCUCACGUUCUGCAGAAAAACCGAUGGGAAUGUCCCAUUUGGAAUCCAAUUUGAUGACUUUAAAGCUGCUGAAGCCUUGGUGGAAGAUUUGUGGCCUGACUCAGGCUUCCAGGUGGAGGAGGAGCUUUCACUCAAGCAGCAUUUCAAAGAAGAACCAAAGGAGGAACCAAUGGAGGAUGAGGACUCCCAGCAGUGAGACGACUCCUGUGGUUUACUUUUAUGAAAACCAAACACGGAGCUUCAUAUUCGCGUGCUCUCAGCCUGCAGCUCUGAAUCUGAUGUGCCC
Molecule: messenger RNA, 1200 nt
Organism: Neolamprologus brichardi
Lineage: Eukaryota; Metazoa; Chordata; Actinopteri; Cichliformes; Cichlidae
Source: RefSeq, a predicted model, not a curated record